CUCUCUAUAGAUCUUGCUACUCUACAGUUCUCUACAGUUCUCUACAGUCAAAAUGAGAAAAGUGCUGUGCAUUAGAAAGAGAAAAAAAAGAUUAUAGCAGAUCUGUAAUUUCACGGUAGAAGACUGACAAGUUGUGUGACAACUUAACUUAUUUAAUUUUAGUAUGUAUACAUGGAUUUUGGUAACUGCUUAUUGUAGUAGGUUUGUGUUUACUAUUGAACGAUGAAAAAAUCAUUUGUUGAAAUAAACAAACGUACCAUGGCGAAAUCAAACGAGAGUAUCAAGGACUGAUCAGGAUCACAUUCAAUAUAAAUUAGCGAAAUUAUGAGCGAUCAAUUAUCAGAGUUGCAGGCAAUUCUGAAGAAUUGCUUGGCAACGCUUCAAGAACCUAUAAUAUUUCGAAAUAUGUUGCGACAAUCUGACGGUUCAUACGAGUGGCAAUUACUCCGAUGGAGCCUUUCGGAACUCGUUGAGGUAUUUGGAGAUAAGGCAUUGCCAUUCAGAAUUGGGGAUCAUAAUAAGCGUACGUGUUCCCUUCAACAUCGUAAUUGGAAUGUAAGCCCUCCUGUGAAACCUGUUGAUUUAACAUUAGAACAGUUUGUUAAGAAUUCAGAAAGAUUGAAAUACAAUAAAUGGUUAUACUACGAUUACAAGCAUUUGCGUCAAUGCUUUCUGGAUAAACCAGAAAUUAUAAACUCCUUUAAUUGGCUCAAGUUUGGAAUUGAUGAGGAAUUAGGACGAAAUGGAUCAAAUUCUACGAUGUGGAUUGGAAGCAAAGGUGCUCAUACUGAUUGUCACCAGGACACUUAUGGUUACAAUUUGGUAGCGCAAAUACAUGGCAGGAAACUGUGGUUGCUUUAUCCACCAAAUAAUGAUCUGAUACCAGUUAGACUUCCUUAUGAAGAAUCAACUAUAUAUAGCAGAUUUAAUAUAUAUUGCCUCAAUGAAGAGGAAGAAGAGUGUUUAUUAACGCUAACAGAUAAACCAAAAUUAAUAAUUCUUGAGCCUGGAGAUGUUUUAUUUAUACCUAAUGGCUGGUGGCAUUAUGUGGAAUCUUUAGAUUCUGUUAGUAUAAGUGUUAAUAUAUGGGGAAAAUUGGAACAAGAUAAUAAAGCGAGAGUCAAAGAAGCUCUUGUUAAAUUGUUAAUAGCUAAAAUAGGAGACUAUAAACAAUUUACAGUUAAAAAAACUACAUUUUAUACAACGCAGGUUGAACAUGCUAUCAAUAGGUGCGUGAGUAAUGAACCCACAAAUGAAAGCGAAGAUUCGCCUUCAGAAAGCUGUAUAAAAAAAUUUAAGCCUGACAUGUGGAGUGCAAAAAGUUUAGCAGAACAAUACCCUACUUAUGUCGAACUUGUACCUGACGCAGAAGCCCGCAAAUUUGAGGAAUUCCUUCGAGAAAGACGAAACAGAGACAAAGAUAAAUAUCCGCCGGACAGAGAAACUGCAUCCGCAGAUUGUAUACCCAAUCCUCAAUACGAUUCAUUUGUAGAAUCUAUUAUCAAUGCUUUGUGUCAUCCAGAAGUUAUUGAUAAAGCAGCAGAAGUAUUAUUAGAAAGACACUAUUAAUCUGUUUCAAUUAAUUUAUGUAAUUAGUAAUAUUGGAUUAUAUUAUUAUUUUGUUAUAUUAUAAU
This is a messenger RNA of Linepithema humile (Argentine ant), 1634 nucleotides long. NCBI's taxonomy places the organism in Eukaryota, Metazoa, Arthropoda, Insecta, Hymenoptera, Formicidae. The record is from RefSeq and is a predicted model, not a curated record.